Messenger RNA from Choloepus didactylus (southern two-toed sloth), 2743 nucleotides. RefSeq names its product prostaglandin D2 receptor (gene PTGDR). The coding region runs from base 131 to 1216 and encodes 361 amino acids. NCBI's taxonomy places the organism in Eukaryota, Metazoa, Chordata, Mammalia, Pilosa, Megalonychidae. Gene Ontology annotation, molecular function: prostaglandin D receptor activity. Gene Ontology annotation, biological process: positive regulation of cytosolic calcium ion concentration; G protein-coupled receptor signaling pathway; inflammatory response. The transcript has 2 exons. The record is from RefSeq and is a predicted model, not a curated record. Gene Ontology annotation, cellular component: plasma membrane.
CGGAGCUUCCUCUGCAGCGCAGCCUCUCCGCCCCAGCCGCACGCGGAGUGGCGGGCUGCUUCUCCGCACCCGGGCUUUGGAGUCCUAGCUCUCCCAUAACCUCCACUCCUGCCCGCCGUGCCCACCCGCCAUGAGCCCGCCGCUGUACCGCUGCCACAACAUCACUUCAGUGGAGAAGGGCAACUCGGCGACGAUGGGCGGAGUGCUUUUCAGCACAGGCCUUCUAGGCAAUCUCUUAGCCCUGGGGCUACUGGCGCGCUCCGGGCUGGGGUCGUGCCCGCCGCGUCCGCAGCGCCCGCUGCCCUCGGUCUUCUACGUGCUGGUGUGCGGUCUCACGGUCACCGACUUACUGGGCAAGUGCCUGCUGAGCCCCGUGGUGCUGGCCGCCUACGCGCAGAACCGGAGCCUGUGGGGGCUGGUGCCCAUCUCGGGCAGCCCGCUGUGUCAAGGCUUCGCCUUCUUCAUGUCCUUCUUCGGGCUCGCCUCGACGCUGCAGCUCUUGGCCAUGGCGCUGGAGUGCUGGCUCUCGUUGGGGCACCCCUUCUUCUACCGACGGCACAUCACCCUGGGCAGGGGCGUGCUAGUAGCGCCCACCGUGGGCGUCUUCUGCCUGGCUUUCUGCGCGCUGCCCUUCGCGGGCUUCGGGGAGUUCGUGCAGUACUGCCCCGGCACCUGGUGCUUCAUGCAGAUGGCUCACCCAGAGGGCUCGCUGUCGGUGCUGGGCUACUCGGUGCUGUACGCCAGCCUCAUGGCAUUGAUGGUCCUGGCCAUCGUGCUUUGCAACCUGAGCGCCAUGCGCAACCUCUACGAAAUGCACCGGAGGCUGCGGGGACGCCCGCGUUUGGGCAUCAGGGACCACCCGGAGCCCGGCGCCGGCGAGAAGGACGCGUCCCCACACCCCCUAGAGGAGCUGGAUCACCUCCUGCUGCUGGCCCUCAUGACCGUGCUCUUCACCAUGUGCUCCCUCCCUUUAAUUAUUCGUGCUUACUAUCGGGCGUUUAGAGCUGUCAACCAGAAAAACGGAGACUCGGAAGAAAUUGAAGACCUCCGAGCCUUGCGUUUUCUGUCUGUGAUUUCAAUUGUGGACCCCUGGAUUUUCAUCAUUUUCAGAACAUCAGUAUUUCGGAUGUUUUUUCACAGGAUUUUCAUAAGACCACUUAUGUAUAGAAAUUGGCACAGCAAUUCCUGCGGAACUAAUACGGAAUCCAGUCUGUGACAGUAUUUUACACUCUCUGGUAAGCUGUCAAGAAACCAUGAUAAAACUUACAAUUUAAACUCUCAGAAGAAAGCUCCCAUAACAAGGCAUCCAAAUGUAUUUUCAAAAGCAUUUGAUCUAUCUUAGUAAGGUGUUCUCUGUAUUCAAUAACCAGUGUAGUGUGUUUUCUCAUUCUUUGUUAUUAACAGUAACUAAAAUUUUAUAUCUUGUAGAUGUUUAAAGUCUUAAAGUAAGGAUAUUCAUUGUUCUAAUGUUUGCACUUUAUGUCUCUAAUUUUUUAGAGAGGUUUUGAGACCUAGGGUCCUUUAUUUAAAUAUAGUAGAAACAUCACUGCUGCCUACAAUUAUGUGGGGGGUAUUCUUAAAAAGCACAUUUGUCUUAUCCUAUUCAUUUCUAGCGAAACCUGAUCGUUUCUUAUCAUAACUGCCCCUGUUUAAUUUAUUUUCUUUACCUAUGUAUCUAUGUAUAGUCUGAAUUAUAGAUGCCCCCCAGAAAAGCAAGAUGGGAAAUAUAGCCAGGUCAGGAGCUUGGAUGGUGUGUGGUUAAAUUCAGGUGUCAACUUGGCCAGGUUAAAGAGUUCAGUUGUUUGGUCAAGCAAGUGCCAGCCUGGUUGUUACUGAAAGGAUAUUCCAUGGAUUUAAAUCAUCAGUAAGUGAUUGCAUCUAUGGCUGAUUACUUCUACAAUCAACUGAGAAGAUGGCCUUCAACAGUGAGAGAAGUCUCAUCCAGUCGGUUGAAGGCUUUAAAAGGAGAAGUGACGAUUUCAGCAUUGAGAAGCGUGAAUUUCCAUCUCUACUUCAGCUAACCAGCUUUUCCUGGGGAAUUCUUCAAAAACCUUCAUCCAAAUUCCCAGCUUGCAGCCUACCUUGUGGAAUUUGGACUUGCCUUUCCCCAGUCACGUGAGCCAAUUACUAUAAAAAACCCUCAUAAUACUUACAUUAUGUAUUUAUAUCUGUCUGUCUAUCUAUCUGUCUGUCUGUCCGUCUACCUACCUACCUAAUCUAUCUCCUGUCAGUUCUGUUUCCCUGGAGAAUCUAACACAGAGGGGCUUUCCCCAGCCAUCAUCUGGCAUAUGAGGAGAGGCUAAAUGAUAAAUAGAUGCAAGGCAGGAUGUAACUGUGGACUGUAACCCAGAGGAAAACAAUGAAUUUUUAUCUUUUGAAGUCCAGUUUCUUGCAUAGUGACGCAGGUGUGUCCAUAGGAGUGGGCUACAAAAUGUUGUUUCAAUUUUUGGAAACUUCAUUUUAUGGACUUAUCACAUUUAUGGAUUUUGGGGGGUGGGGUUAUGCUGCCUUGAAAAACAGUGAUGUGUGACUUACCAGAGAGCUGUGCUUACUAAGUUUGGCUGUCUGAGGCACCAAGGCAUUUGGCACAGUGUAAAGCCCACCCAAGACUCGGUCAUCUUCAGAUGAGGGUGGUCGUGAUAUCCUUAGCAUCUACCUUAGUAUCUUCUUAUUAGCAGCCAUACUCUCUUUGUAAGACAAGUGAGAUCUUAUUAAGGUUCCUGAGAGCUGCACUUGAAAAAAA